UAAAGGAACAAUUAUUUGUUUUCUACAGUAAACAAAACCUCAUUUAUUCACUUCAGUUCAUCGCAUGAACUGUUACAGGCGACUGUAAGUAACAACUAUUAUUUUAAUAUUACCCAAAUUUAAAAAUAGAAAAAAAGAAAAGAAGAAGCUAUUUUAAUAAAAUCAAAUCAAAUCAAACCCAACACUCACACUCGCACACUUGUUGAAAACCCUAGAUUGGAUCCUGAGAUCCGUUCCACAACAAAAUGACUUGGAAGAAAGCACGUGAGCGAGAAAUGCUAGAAUCCGUCAUCGCACUUGUCUUCAUACUCGUCGCCUGCGUUGAACUCUGCGACGCCGCCACCGUUGUCGACGUCUACCGUCUUAUUCAAUACGACAUCUCCGGCGUCCCCUUUGGAUCUCGUCUCGCCACUCUCAACCACCACGCCAGCUCCUUGCAUUUCCCUCCUGGUGCUGAUCUUUCCCGUACUGUCCUUAUCAUCCCUAUUCGCGAACUCAAUCUCACUUCUCUUAAAGAGUAUAUCACUGAAAGAAAGCCAUUAGGAGGACUGUUGUUUUUGCUCCCUCAAACAUUAUAUAAUCUGCAGAAACGAGGUGUUGAGUAUCAAUCAUACGAUCUGGAGCUUCUCAAGACUCUAUUAGCUGAGCUUGAACGCUUACUUAUACAUGCCAGCGUACCUUAUCCAGUGUAUUUUGCUUUUGAGGAUGACGACAUUGAUGCUGUAUUGACUGAUAUCAAGAGGAAUGAUAUUACUGGUCAACCGGCUACUGCAACUACUGGCGGAUUCAAGCUUGUCGUCGCAGCACCAGAGCCUAAGAGAAUUGCAUCCCCCACUAUCACAAACAUUCAGGGAUGGUUGCCUGGUGUAAAAGUGGAUGGAGAUUCAAGUCAACUUCCAACUAUUGCUAUCAUAGCAUCAUAUGAUACAUUUGGGACUGCUCCUGCAUUAUCAGUUGGAAGUGAUAGCAAUGGAAGUGGCAUUGUGGCUCUUCUUGAAAUAGCUAGGUUAUUUUCUCUUCUUUAUUCAAAUCCAAGGACAAGGGGAAGAUAUAAUUUACUUUUUGGGCUAACAUCAGGCGGACCUUAUAACUACAAUGGAACUCAGAAGUGGCUUCGUAGCUUUGAUCAACGCUUACGUGAGAGCAUUGAUUAUGCUAUUUGCUUAAAUAGUAUUGGCUCAUGGGAUAAUGAGUUGUGGCUUCAUGUGUCUAAGCCUCCUGAAAAUGCCUACAUUAAACAAAUUUUUGAAGGUUUCUCUAGUGUAGCAAAAGAGCUGGGCUUUGAAGUUGGACUGAAGCACAAGAAAAUCAAUAUUUCAAAUCCUAGAGUAGCUUGGGAGCAUGAACAGUUUUCAAGGCUGAGGGUCACUGCUGCCACUCUCUCUGAACUCUCUGGUGCACCUGAAAUGUUGGAAAGCACUGGAGGUCUGUCUGAUAGCAGAUAUUUUGUAAAUGAAACUGCAAUUGUCAGAAGUAUCAAGUUAGUCACCGAAAGUAUUGCGAGGCAUAUUUAUGAUCAUCAAGGGAAAAACAUAAAAAUCUUUGCAGACAACAGUAGUUUGGCUGUAAAUCCUUCUUACAUACGCUCAUGGUUGGAUCUUUUGUCACAAACACCUCGAGUGGCGCCAUUUCUCUCAAAGAAUGACCCAUUUGUAAUGGCAUUGAAAAAGGAACUAGAAGAUCAUGUUCAAGAAGUAAAUGUACAGCAUGAAGUGCUUGAUGGAAUGUUCACAUUCUACGACUCGACUAAAGCUAAGCUGAACAUAUAUCAGGUUGCUAGUGUAACAUUUGACUUGCUGUUGCUUCUGGUGCUGGGAUCAUAUUUGAUAGUGCUUUUCAGUUUUCUCGUCAUCACAACUAGGGGUCUUGAUGAUCUUAUAAGCUUAUUCCGACGACCUCCCUCUCGUAAGAUGAAAACGGCAUGACAACUGGAAAAGAGAUAUGGUCCAGAGAAUUCUCUCACUGAAGACUAUCUCGGUAGCUUAGAACUUCCCUGCCUGCCACGGAGGAGUUUGUUGGGGAUAACUUGCAUUGUGUUGUUGAUUAGUUCAGAAUCACAAGGGAUCAUUUGAGAUUUUUGGCCCUAGGAAGAUAUGUAAUAGCUUUUGUGCCAAAAUAGGUGCGACAAAAUUUUGAUAAGAUACAUUUUUUAAAUGAUACUAUUAAGAUGUAAUUUUGAGGACAAUGAUAAUGCAAUGCUACAUUUUUGGCGCA
Ricinus communis (castor bean) is the source of this 2214-nucleotide messenger RNA. RefSeq names its product nicalin-1. Lineage: Eukaryota; Viridiplantae; Streptophyta; Magnoliopsida; Malpighiales; Euphorbiaceae. Gene Ontology annotation, biological process: regulation of signal transduction. The transcript has 14 exons. Bases 246 to 1925 code for a protein of 559 amino acids. The record is from RefSeq and is a predicted model, not a curated record. Gene Ontology annotation, cellular component: endoplasmic reticulum membrane.